UUAUUUGAUGGUGCACAUUUUCUUAGCGCUUUUAACAGCUCUACAGGAAAUAUAAGGUUUUUUAUUGUCGUAUUUUUACGGUCAUCAAGUUUAUAGCAAUCGCACAAGGAAAUUGUUAUUUAGUCUUAUAUUUUUGAAGAAAUAAGGGAGAAAAAAAUGGCAGAUGUACAUUUAUCCUUCGAUGUGGAUCACCUCGAACAGAUGAAGCGACCACAACUGCAAACGUUGUGCAAGAAGCUUGGAAUCAAAGCCAACAGUAAGACAAGCCAGCUCAUUAGUGAUUUAAAGGAGUACAAAGAGACAUAUCUCGCUCAACAAAACGAAAAGAUAAAAACUCCUGUUGCAAAGCCAAAAGGAAAUGUGCAGAGUCCAACAGCAAGCGAUGGAACAGAGACACAGGAAGAUAGUUUUAAAAAGGAGAUGAUGCAACAUUUGGAGAAUAAAGUCAAGGAAACUUUAAAAGAAAGCAAAAUUCCUCGUUUGAACACGAGAGCUGUUACUUUCACUGUAACUCCAAAAAAUUCUAGAUCCAAGGAGCAUGUGGCAUUUAGAAAAAUGGAUUCUAUUGAUGUAUACUUAGAGAAAAAAAGAAAAAGAACCGAGUCAUUUUAUCAAAAUGCAAAAAAAGCAAAGACAACAGCAACCACUGCUAGAAGUAUCGUUGCUGAAAUGAAAGCCUCACACAAUACUCCUGCAAGAAAGACUCCUGAAAACAAGAAGGCUAAAACUCAUGAUAAAUCUGUUACUAUAGCAGCUAAACCUUUCGUAUUUGGCCACCUUAAAUCUCCAAAGGUAUCAGGAGGUUUUAGCUUUGGCAGUCAGAAACUCAAAACUCCUGUGUCAAGAAUGUCAUUUUCUGUUGCCACAAAAGCAAAGGAAAACAAAACACCUCAUGAUUCAAGGAAAUCAAUUGCAGUUACACCAUUCAGGUUUGGUGCAGAUGCAACAGUCAACAGCACUACAAAAUGCUCUCCUACCUCUGCYAAAAAGAAAUUUGACUUGCAAGCCAGCUUAUCCAAGCCUUUGCGCUAUAAACCUCACAAAGGAAAGCUGUCAGAAUUCAAAUUCUCCACAGUUGAGUCAAAGAUCCCAGUAAGAACCAACAAGGCUUCAGAUUGCAAUGAGAAAAAAGUUGAUAUCAAAAACGUAAAAGUAACUUCAAGGGCUGAAAGAAGACAAAAAGAGAUCAAUAAGAGAACAAACAGGAGAAAGAAUGCAAUGUUUCAAAGAAGAGGACUAGUUAAUUAAUACCUCUUUCAGGAGUUCUUCCAUUCUUUUUACUCAUACACACUCUGACUUAUAAAUAAAAAUUUUUAUUUAAUGUAAAUAUUAUAUUGGUAGCUAUAUAAUAUGUUUCAUAUUCAGUUCUACUACUUUUUGACCAGCAUUUUAUUUUUUAUUCAAGCUGGCCAACAGGUUUUACAAAAACCUAUAAAUAGGAUUGUGUGUUUAAAAUCAUUUAAUCAUCAUAUUAUAAAGAAAAAAACAAAAGUCAAUAGUUACAUGUUUGUUUUAGGUUUCUGUAGUAUUAAUAUCAAUGUUUGCUGCUUCAUAUUUGUUUAAAAAUCAUACGUUUAAAAUUUUGCCAUAUCUUCCCAUAUAAUGGAAAUAAGAUCACUGUAUAGUAAGACCAAAUAGGGAGACUGAACAUGUAGUCUCCUUCGCAGCCUUCAUUAGUUUCGGUCCCAGAUCCUCAUGGGCAAAUUAAGGUCAAUGUCAGGGUUUCCAGAAAAUUGAAGCCAAAUUCAAAGUGGUCAACCCUGUGGAAAGAAAUUUAGGGUUCAAGUGAGCAACCAUUUGUGGGGUACAUUGGAGAGGAUCUGGGAUCAAAACUAAUGACGGCUGCGAAGGAGACUAUACUGAACAUGUAAAUUUAUGUAAUUCAUUAGUAUGUGUUUAUACCAAAAUUAUAAUAGCAGGUUUUGUCAGUCUUAUAUCAAAUAAACAUAUAUUUUUUAAAACUGCAAA
This is a messenger RNA of Actinia tenebrosa (Australian red waratah sea anemone), 1968 nucleotides long. Its product is annotated as nucleolar and spindle-associated protein 1. Gene Ontology annotation, cellular component: mitotic spindle; microtubule; nucleolus. Gene Ontology annotation, biological process: mitotic cytokinesis; establishment of mitotic spindle localization; mitotic chromosome condensation. The record is from RefSeq and is a predicted model, not a curated record. Lineage: Eukaryota; Metazoa; Cnidaria; Anthozoa; Actiniaria; Actiniidae. Gene Ontology annotation, molecular function: microtubule binding.